GGAAGGGCAGCGGGGCCGCCGCGCUGUCGCAGGGCGCUUGUGCCGCUUUAAGGCGGUGCCGGCGCUCCGGGCUCGGCAGGCACCGGGAAGAGGAACUGGGCUUUGCACUGCCGGGUCGGGCCGAGCUCCGCCGCCCUCCCGCCGCCGCUCCGCGCCCGCUGCCGGGGAGGGAUGGGGCGGGCAAGGGGAGGUCGCGCUGAGGGCCGGGACGAGCCUUUGCAUCCCCCCCGGCAGCCCCCAGCCGCUCCUUCCCUCUGCUGCAAAGGGAUGCGCUUGGCAGGGCUGCCCGCUGCCUCGGGGCGUGCUUGAAAUAGAGGCACCCCCCCGCGCUUUGCUUGGAGAGCCCCCCCAGCUCUGCUUUGAGCCCCCUAUCCCCUCACCCAAGCCCCCCAUCUGCUUCUUGGAGGUCUAAUCGCCUGCUCGAAGCCCCAUCCCUUUCCUCAAGCUCCCCAGUCACUUCCUCAAAGUCCUUAUCCCCUUCCCUGAGUCCCCUUCCCCUGCUCCAAGGUUCUAUCCCCUCACCCAAGCCCCCAUCCCCUUCCUCAAGCUCCCCAGUCCCUUCCUCAAGCCUCUAUCCCUUUCCCUAAGCCCCCUUCCCCUGCUCAAAGCCCCAUCCCCUUCCUCAAACUUCCCAGUCCCUUUCUCAAGCCCCUGUCCCCUUCCCUGAGCCCCCUUCCCCUGCUCCAAGGCUCUAUCCCCUGUCCCAAGCCCCCAUCUCCUUCCUUGAGCUCCCUUCCCCUGCUCCAAACCCCCAUCCCCUUCCCUGAGCCCUCUCCUCUGAGCCUCCCAUCCCCUUGUUCAAGUCCCCCAUCCCUUGACCCUCAAUUCCCUGCCCCAAACCUCCAUCCCCUGCCCUGAACCUGCUUCCCUGAGCCUCCCAUUCCCUCCCCUGAGCCUCUUUCCCCAAAUCCUCCAUUCCCUUUCCCCAAAUCCCCCAUCCUUUGCCCCAAAUCCCUUUCCACUAUGAUUUUGCUGAGCAGCUUCCUACACCUGCGGCCCCGGCGCUGCGGCCCCUUGGCCGGGCUGGGCAGGGGGCUCGGCCCCACAGCGGGGUCCCGCAGGGCUCUGCGGGUGCUGGUGGACAUGGAUGGGGUGCUGGCUGACUUCGAGGGAGGCUUCCUGAAGAAAUUCAGGGCCAGGUACCCCGACAAGCCCUACAUUGCCCUGGAGGACCGGAGGGGCUUCUGGGUGUCGGAGCAGUACGGGCGCCUGGAACCCGAGCUGAGUGAAAAAGCUAUCAGCAUCUGGGAAUCCAAGAACUUCUUCAUCGAGCUGGACCCACUCCCUGGGGCUGUGGAAGCUGUGAAGCAAAUGGCAAAUUUGGCAGACACGGAUGUGUUCAUCUGCACGAGCCCAAUCAAGAAGUACCGGUACUGCCCUUAUGAGAAGUAUGCCUGGGUGGAGAAGCACUUUGGCCCUGAAUUUCUUGAGCAGAUUGUUUUGACACGAGAUAAGACGGUGGUUUCUGCUGAUCUGCUUAUAGACGACAGACCUGAUAUAACAGGGGCAGAGCAGAACCCCACCUGGGAGCACGUGCUCUUCACUGCCUGCCACAACAAACACCUGCAGCUGAAGCCGCCCAGCCGCCGGCUGCACUCCUGGUCUGAUGACUGGAAGGCCAUUCUGGACAGCAAACGCCUCCCACCUGGCCAGGCCACCUAAACACCAGCCCCCACGGCCACCUGGGGCUGCAGCACCUGCCUGUGUCCCUGUGGAGUCCUGCUGAAGGCCAGGAUGGACAGACAGACAGACGCUGUCCCUGCUGCAGGGAGGAAGAGGAGGGUGAGCUGAAGCGCCACAGUCACCUGGACUUGAAAAACAGACCCCAGCCCAGCCCUGCCACAAGGGAGCAACAGCAGGACUGUGCCUGUGCACCUGACAGCCUGGCUGGGGGGCAUUUCCCACUGGCUCCUGGGGUCUCUGUGCUGCAUCUGCACCCCCACAGGGCCAGCCCAACGUUCCUGAUGGACAAGGUCACCCUCAGCAUGUCACUGCCCUUGCCUUGCACGGCACAGACCAGCUCUCCAUCCUCUCCUCCACGUUAUGGUCAGGGAUCGUGUGUGGUUUGCUUAAUCCUUGCAAGGUUUCAUCCCAAGGGGCUGCCUCAGGAGAUCUUUCCCCCUGGCAGUGCCUGGAUCUGGGGAGAGGGGUGGCUGGAAGGGCAGGGAGAGCAGGCAGGAGCUGUCCAGGCUGUCCCUGUGUUGGUGGAGAAUUGUCACCAGCACAUCCAUGGAUGCUGUUUGCAGUGCUCACGUGCUGCAAGGGAAGAUGUUGGGGGAUGUUGCUGUUAAAGUCUGGGCAGCUGUGCUGGUUUCAGCCAGGGCAGAAUUAAUUUUCUUCACAGAAAAUAGAGCCCCGUACAAGCUGCUGUGAAAAAAAUUAACUCUACCCUGGCCAAAACCAGCAUGGGAGCCCAUGAGGGGUGCCCACGAGCUGUAGCACAGGGUAGUUUGUUCUGGUGCUCCACUACAGCCCCAGCUCUGGAUGUCUGGGGACAGAGCAUGCUGCCAGCCCCAUUCCCCUGGCUCUGGGCCCCUGCAGUGCCUGGCUGGUGCAAAGGGGUCACAGCACACGCAGCUGGACCAGCCCCCUCUGCCAGGGGACAGUGCAGGGGCUGCUGAGCUCUGGGAGCAGCCAGCGCUGCUGGGAAGCUGCAGUUGGCCACCAAAACGGGAGGGUUUAGAGCAAGGGACAGCUCCAAGAGGAGUGUUUUUGGCAUAGCUGUGCCCACAGCCUCUUCCUCACUUGUUUGUCUCAUUUUUGCUUCUCUGAGCCCUCAGCAGUCCUGCCUUGAACUUCAGCCACUUGUCUGGCAGGAGAAAGCUGCUACUACUGCUGCUCCUGGCCCCAGAGAGACAUCCCAGCUGCUGGGAGAGCCUGGCAUCCCCUCCCUGCCUGUGCCACUGCCACAGGGCAGCCACAGCCCGGCUGUCCCCAGUGGGAGCUGGGUGUGUCACUGCUGACACCACAGAGGCCAUCGGGCCCUGCUGCUGUGUGUCCCCACUCUGUCCAGGAUCCCACUGCCCUCCUGGCCCAAGGACUUGCUGGCUGCAGCAGUGAAAUUCCCCACUUGGACACAUAACCCCACAGGCAGAGGUGACAGCCAGGACUUGGCCAGGGUUUGCCACCCUGCACCCUCCUCACACCUUUGCUUUGCCUCUCUGCUCUCCUGUGGGACCCCAUCAACAAAAGGACAUGAACUUAAAGCUACAUAACCAACAAAUAAUGUAAUUCAGCAGUGGCAGCCAGACCCCUCCUGUAUCCAGGACCUGGAGGGUUCUGGAGUUGGUGCUUUGGAACCUGUGCCUUCCCUGGGUGCUGCAGGGCCAGGGAUGGGGCCUGUGUUGACUUGGGGCUUGCCCUGUUCCUUGGGAUGGGAGGAGUUUACAAAGUUAGCAUGGUUGGCCCAGGGCAGUGGGACUUACAUACCACAAGCAUCUUUUUUUCUUUCUUUUUUUUUUUUUUUUUUCCAUUUUUCUUUCCUGUUUAAACCACUGUGUGCUUCUCUGGGCAGUGGGUUUGGUUUGGAGGGGUCUAUUUCGAAUGUGCAGCUGGCUGGCUGGAGGGUUUGCAGGCUGGGAGCUGGGGCAAUGUGGGAGCACCAUGGGCAACUGCUGCAGCUGCUGAACAUCAGGAACCCUUUGGCUCCACCAGACCUCCACCAGCUGUUGGCCCCUCUGUGCAGCCUCACAGGGUCCAAGCUGGUUUUUUACUAAUGGUACCAUGUAAAUAUGAGCUGCCCAAGCUCCCCAGAGCCUUCACCCUGCUUAUUGAGCCAAAAUGAGCUGGCACAUCUCUCCAGCAGCUGCCCAAACCUGUCAUCUUCCCCCGGGGCUGGGGCAGACCCAAGGGAUGUGGCUCUCCGGGGCCAGCAGGACUUUUCCCCAUGGUGAGAUGUGAUGCCAGAGAUAAAUACACCACACCAAAUAUACUUGAAAGCAGAGCUGGAGUUUCUCAAGCCUGAGGCUCCAGCUCUAUGCACAAGAGAUCCUGAGCUGGUAGCUGCACAGUUUGCUCCCACACUCGGGACCAGGAGGUGACUCCAUCGGCCCAUUCAUCAUUCAAGCCUGUCUGUGUCCAGCUGAGAUACACAGAGCUUUUGUUUUUGAAUGUACAUCCAUAAACCCGAGGCAAAUGAGAAGCACUGCAAUAAACACUGGGUUGUUUGGCA
Molecule: messenger RNA, 4171 nt
Organism: Taeniopygia guttata (zebra finch)
Lineage: Eukaryota; Metazoa; Chordata; Aves; Passeriformes; Estrildidae
Gene: NT5M
Product: 5',3'-nucleotidase, mitochondrial
Biological process (GO): pyrimidine deoxyribonucleotide catabolic process
Cellular component (GO): mitochondrion
Molecular function (GO): 5'-nucleotidase activity
Source: RefSeq, a predicted model, not a curated record